Capsicum annuum is the source of this 594-nucleotide messenger RNA. RefSeq lists its product as uncharacterized. The transcript has 5 exons. NCBI's taxonomy places the organism in Eukaryota, Viridiplantae, Streptophyta, Magnoliopsida, Solanales, Solanaceae. The coding region runs from base 1 to 594 and encodes 197 amino acids. The record is from RefSeq and is a predicted model, not a curated record.
AUGAAGGAUCUUGGUGACCUAAAAUAUUUCCUUGGCAUUAAAGUAUUGAGAUCCAAGAGUGGGAUUUUACUCAAUCAAAGAAAGUAUGCAUUGAAACUAAUUUCAAACUGUGGCUUGGGAUGUUCUAAACCAGCAAGUACAACUCUAGAAGAAAAUAUAAAGCUCACUAACACUGAUUAUGAUGAGGCAGUUGGGAAAGCAGAAGAUCCUCUGCUAUCAGAUAUCAUUGUAUACCAAAGACUUAUUGGUAGAUUGUUGUAUCUAACUACUACCAGACCAGGCAUACGCUUUGUUGUACAAGUACUAUCACAGUUCAUGCAGAGAUCUAGUUUGUCACAUUGGGAAGCAACUAUGAGAUUGGUUAAAGGUUCCUGUGGUCGUGCCUACCUUUACAUAGCAGCUUAUAAUAGUUUUGAAUACAGACCCGGUGGACUAAAGCUCCUGCUAGGUGCGGGAUCCAGGGAAGGUCGGAUUUCAAUGGUACGUUUGACCAUGGAUCCCGAGGGUUCUUCAUCCCAACCUUUGGGAAAUGAUGCUAUGGGAGUUUUGUUAGCUCGGUUUGAUGCCUUAUCUCGUGAUUUGGCAAAAGUUUAA